This is a messenger RNA of Rodentolepis nana, 1410 nucleotides long. Lineage: Eukaryota; Metazoa; Platyhelminthes; Cestoda; Cyclophyllidea; Hymenolepididae. The record is from the annotation of a GenBank genome assembly.
AUGGCGCAUCGUUCUUGCGCCGUAUCUCAGCUCUUCCAAUCAGCCUUUUCACCUGUCCUUUCCCUCCGGCAACUUCGUUUAUUUUUUAUUAUCCUUCUUUUCCUCUCCAUACUCUCCACCGCUUUGUCAACUGUUCAUCUUCUCAAUGCACUGGCUCUCAGUCAAAAACCGUUUCUUUAUUUUAGUUCUUUCGUGUCUUGUAUGGUUGGAUUCAUUCAAUGCCGAAGAAAGCAUCUUGAAAUUGAAUUGUGCCGUGCACAUACUGCUAAACGACUUCGUCAAGCAACUCUUUGUGCCUCAAUUGCUAUCACACUCUUUACUUUGGCUGCUUUACCAACUCCUUCUUUAGCUAAUACGUUGGAAUCCGAUCUUACUCGGAUUGAUAUGUGGCUCCUUCUUGCUCUGACUCUAUGUGUUCAGGUCUGUAUCCCCAGUGGUCGAGCUCGACAUCUUGUUUGUGGGAUUAUUGCACUGGCACAUACUAUUAUGGUAAUUGUCACAAGAUUCACAUCGGAGAGGAUUUCUUCAGCUAACAGUGAUUGUCUCGUUUGCUGGAACUCCAAAGAAGUUCGCUUCUGGAGAGAGAAUAAUAACGAGCGUUGGCGUUGUCUUUGUGUUGCCCUUCAUGCCUCUCACCGACGGUCUACUUUGCGAUCUAUACAAAAGAAGCUUAGUCGCGUUUCACAAUCAAUUGUUCCUCCAGCCUUGGUCACAGACCUCGAGCACGAUUUCUCAUCUACUCCCUGUUUAUGGUCUUCCCCAUUGGUUAUCUAUCUGCGAAAUGUCAGCUUUCUGAGUGCGGAACUGGUUGGAUUCUGCACAUCAAAUGGAACAAGUGGAAAUAAUGAUAUGGGUAGUAUGUCACCGAUGAUUUCCAAUGUUGGCAUUCAAGAAUUGGAGCGUUAUCCGCAACCGGCUUCACGACACGUCGUGGCCUUCAUUAACUAUCUCAUUAUCCACAUCAAGUCUCUUUGUGUGAGUCAUGGUUGCUAUGCCGUUCAUAUUAGACCAGGAGAGAUCCUUUGUAUCGCCGGCUACCCUGAGGUUCGUGUUGAUCACGCCAACUCUUGUGUUCAGUUAGCUCUGGCUAUUAACCGCCUUCUAAGAUCCAUUUCAAAUGCGGCGCACGUCCAUUUGGAAGCUCGAAUAGCUAUUCACACAGGAGAGGCUUAUGCCGCAGUUUUGGGUCAGUCUAUGCUCACCUUCGACCUAUUGGGUGCUGACGUCUUUCAUCUUCGUCGUCAAUUACGCGCAGCUGCCAAACCGGGGUAUGUAUUUUGCAACCAUUUGCUUUCUUCGACAAUUUGCAAGACCUACGCCAUCUUUGACCAUUUUACUAUUUUAUUUGAUCAGAGUGUAUUUGUUUAUUUAUUUGUAUCAAAUGGUAGGCGUUUUGAUAGUUAUCAUUAG